GCUGGGUAAAUCGGGCGCCCGCGUAGCUUCCCCUGCUCAAGCUGCGGCAGAGAAGAAAUCGUUAGCGGCUGAGUCCAAGUCCUUCGCGGUGGGAAUGUUCAAGGGCCAACUCAACACCGAGCAGGUCUUCCCUUAUCCUUCGGCCCUCAGUGAAGACCAAGCCCAGACGCUGCAAGAACUGGUGGGCCCGGUCUCUCGCUUCUUUGAGGAGGUGAACGACCCGGAAAAGAACGAUGUGUUGGAGAAGGUGGAAGACAGGACGAUGCAGGGCCUGAAGGAGCUCGGCGCGUUUGGCUUGCAGAUCCCCGUUUCUCUGGGGGGCCUGGGCCUCAGCAACACCCAGUACGCCCGGCUGGUGGAAAUCGUCGGCAUGCAUGACCUGGGGGUGGGCAUCACCCUCGGGGCUCAUCAGUCGAUUGGGUUCAAGGGGAUCCUCCUCUACGGCACCCCGGAGCAGAAGGAAAAGUAUCUUCCCAAACUGGCGACGGGUGAGACCAUUGCUGCCUUCUGCCUCACGGAGCCUGCCAGCGGUUCGGACGCGGCCUCGAUCCGCACGACAGCUGAGCUGAGCCCUUGCGGCACCUACUAUACUCUGAACGGGGGAAAGAUCUGGAUCAGCAAUGGUGGGCUGGCCGAGAUCUUCACGGUUUUUGCAAGAACGCCCCUGAAGGACGAGGCGACUGGUGAGGUGAAGGACAAGAUAACGGCGUUCAUCGUGGAACGAUCUUUUGGGGGCGUCACACAUGGCCCACCGGAGAAGAAGAUGGGCAUCAAGGCGUCCAACACCGCCGAGGUCCACUUUGAUGCCGUCCGCGUCCCGGUGGAGAACGUUUUGGGGGCCCCCGGCGCCGGCUUCAAGGUCGCCAUGAAUAUCCUUAACAACGGGCGCUUCGGCAUGGCUGCCGCGAUGGCUGGUACCAUGCGUGGCGUCAUCAGCAAAGCGGUGGCUCACGCGGCGAACCGGACCCAGUUUGGAGACAAGAUCUAUAACUUCGGAGCCAUCCAGGAGAAGCUGGCCCGCAUGGCGCUCCUGCAGUACGUCACGGAGUCCAUGGCCUACAUGAUCAGCGCCAAUAUGGAUCAAGGAGCGUCGGACUUCCAGAUCGAAGCAGCCAUCAGCAAGAUUUUUGGCUCGGAAGCUGCCUGGACCGUGACCGACGAGUGCAUCCAGCUCAUGGGUGGGAUGGGCUUCAUGAAGGACGCUGGCGUGGAACGGGUGAUGCGUGACCUGCGCAUCUUCCGGAUCUUCGAGGGGACCAAUGACAUCUUGCGGCUGUUCGUUGCGCUGAACGGGUUCCAGAACGCCGGGAGCCAGCUGCGGGGAUUGCAGCAGGCCGUCAAGAAUCCCCUGGGGAACGCGGGCCUCUUGGUCAGCGAGGUUGGGAAGCGAAUGCGCAGGAGAGCUGGUUUUGGAACCGGGAUUUCGCUGAAUGCCGUGGUGCAUCCAAGCCUGAAUUCAAGUGCUGAACGGACGGUCCGGGCCAUCGAUCUGUUCGCCGGGGCUGUGGAGGAGCAGCUCCUGAAGCACGGCAAAAAGAUAAUCGACGAACAGUUUGUGCUGAAGCGCAUUGCCGACAGCGCCAUCGACCUCUACGCCAUGGUGGUGGUUCUCUCCAGAGCAUCCCGGUCCCUGGAGCAGGGUCACUCCACAGCCCAGCACGAGAAAGUGCUUUGUGACACUUGGUGUAUGGAGGCCAGCGACCGGGUCGUUCAGAACCUGACGUCCCUGCGGGCCGACUCCACACGGCAGUUCUUCAAGAACCUCCGGAGCAUCUCCAAGGCGGUGGUGGAGAACGAGGGGGUGGUCUCCCCCAACCCCCUGGGCAUCUGAAAAGUGCCCGCGGUUCCUGGCAGCCAGGGAGAAGAGCACGCCGCGCAUGUAACGAAAGGAUUAGGGCCUGUUCGUGGGUGGGAGGAGGGCGCACUCUUCCCUCUCUCUCCCCCACCCCCUUCCGAAGAGGGCUAGCAGCACCUUUGGAGAAUAUACCUCUUUGCUCUGUUAAAUGCCUUAAUGCACACCUCGGGGGGGGGGGACGUUGAAAGCCCUUGUUUGCAGCACCCCACCGGCCCGUCGUGCGGGGGAACGUCCUCAUCUCUAGACCUGGCGCAUCUUGAACUCGGCGUUUUGCAGCUGGAAUUGGCAAGACUGUUCCGUCACUUCAAGUUUAAUGGCGACUUGGGGCGGAAUCCUUCCAGCGGUAUUAACUGCAGGGGGCUCCUCAGCCCCCCCCCCACGCCUCGCUUGGUCCUGUGACAUCCCACAAAGCCGUUUGGGUUGCAACGUUUAGCCUCUUAAUCAGUAGCGUGUGCUUCGGUACUGAGGAUGGUAUUUUCUGUGCAUAAUUAAAUUAAAUUACU
Molecule: messenger RNA, 2358 nt
Organism: Gekko japonicus
Lineage: Eukaryota; Metazoa; Chordata; Lepidosauria; Squamata; Gekkonidae
Gene: ACADVL
Product: acyl-CoA dehydrogenase, very long chain
Exons: 18
Coding region: 95-1831 (578 amino acids)
Molecular function (GO): flavin adenine dinucleotide binding; fatty-acyl-CoA binding; very-long-chain fatty acyl-CoA dehydrogenase activity
Source: RefSeq, a predicted model, not a curated record